Messenger RNA from Hypoxylon trugodes, 3123 nucleotides. RefSeq names its product calcium/proton exchanger. NCBI's taxonomy places the organism in Eukaryota, Fungi, Ascomycota, Sordariomycetes, Xylariales, Hypoxylaceae. Gene Ontology annotation, cellular component: fungal-type vacuole membrane. Gene Ontology annotation, biological process: intracellular calcium ion homeostasis; calcium ion transmembrane transport. Gene Ontology annotation, molecular function: calcium:proton antiporter activity. The record is from RefSeq and is a predicted model, not a curated record. The coding region runs from base 360 to 2684 and encodes 774 amino acids. The transcript has 6 exons.
UCCAGUGACCUGUUGCCAAGCCGGUCUACCAAACCCGUCUCUUUCUCGCUGAAGCACCGCUGUUCGGUACAUACUUCUUCAGGCCCUUUUCCCUGGGAACCAAUAACUACCAGGGGUACUCCGUCUACCCCUGAUAAACACAGAUUACGCCUUGAACUUCUCCAAUCAAAGCACUCCCCACGCCACCAUCCCGUCCUGCCAUUCCUUAAAUUCCAAGUGGUUCUAAUGCCUAUUUAGUCUAGGCCUGUUCUCGUUCUUUACAAUACGUCCUCUUUACACGUUUCUCCCCUCUCUUUUUCCGUUCUCUCUACAGAACAUCCACGACGUUGGCGUCGCAUCUGCCAAAGCCGCAUACAUCGAUGAAGGAAAGUUCGACUGAUAAGGCCUCUUAUAUAGAUCGCAUACGCUCAUGGGCACGUGGUCACGCGUAUGGAGGCUCUUCAAACCCAACCGCGUCCAACAGCCAUCCUAUCCUUCCCCUAAAUAAUCCACCCGCCGCCGUAGCAUCUCAGGUACCCUCGGAGAAGAGCCGCAAUGCUAGUGCCGGCAACCUCAAUAGCCAACAGGGCUUCCCUAAUGGCUUCACAACCAAUAGUCAAGAUUCUUCGAAAACCGAACAGGAUACCGAAGGUACAAAUAAGUCAACUACGUCGUCACCUGAAGUGGAGGGGUCGGGGUCUGUCGUAGACGACGCAGGUCCUAAAAAGAAACCCAACCUCAUCGUCGAAACCGCCCUCGAAUUCAAAAAGGUACUCCUCCAUAGUUGGAUCAACAUAUUCUUGGUUUGCGUACCUAUCGGAAUUGCCAUUGCGAAUAUUCCGAAUCGAAAUGCCGGGGCUACUUUCGGUGUUAACGCCGUUGCUAUCAUCCCACUUGCGGCCCUCUUGAGCCAUGCUACGGAGUCCGUAGCUCGCAAGAUGGGUGAUACCAUCGGUGCAUUGCUCAACGUGACGUUUGGCAAUGCUGUUGAAUUGAUUAUCUUCAUUGCUCUAGUCAAGGGCGAGAUUCGUAUCGUUCAGGCAUCGUUGUUAGGAUCCAUCCUCGCGAACUUGCUCCUUAUUCUGGGCAUGGCCUUCUUCCUCGGUGGUCUUCGAUUCCGUGAGCAGAUCUACAACAGCACUGUCACGCAAAUGAGCGCCUGUCUACUCAGUUUGAGUGUGAUUAGUCUCAUGUUGCCGACUGCUUUCCAUGCAUCAUUCAAGGACAAGGCAGAGGCAGACAGCGAGUCUCUAAAGAUUAGUCAUGGUGUUAGCGUCAUCCUCCUUUUGGUAUACAUCAUAUACCUUUUGUUCCAGUUGAAGUCUCAUGCAUACAUGUAUGAGUCGACUCCCCAGCACAUCAUUGAUGAGGAGGCUACACCUGGUCCUGCUGCUGCAUGGCUUGAAUCUUCUGAUUCUGAUUCAAGUUCUUCGUCGGAUUCUGACUCGGAUAACUCGAGCCACUCGAGAGAAACCAUGUCUAAGCGUGUCCGACGAGCUAUUCGUGGUCACCGCCGUAGAAAGUCAAGUGUAGCAUCAGUAGAUACUGAUGAAGGCGUUCGAACCCGCACCUCAUCACUUGGUACGAAUAGUGCAAGCCCCAAUCACGAGGGCUCUAAGUCCGGAGACUCCGCCCAUGGCCCUAUCUUUUUCCCUCGUAUAAACUCCAAAGGUAGCGACGAAGCUAUUGAGGAGGAAGACGAAGAUCCUAAGGCCCAUCGUAAACGUCAUAAGCGAUCCAAACGCAAGCAGCAUAAGCGGGACAAGAAAGCACGGAACUCUGUAGACGCUGAAAAUGCUCUCCAAUCGGAGAACAUUACUGCUCCUGGCCCUGAUGCUGAGAAUCCUGUCGCCAACAAUGGAGAACCUCGCCGUGUAGAUUUCGCCGAUACCGUUGAUAACGUCGACGGUAUGCUUGAAGUAUCGCCUUCCGGAAAUAGACGCCCCUUCAACAAUCUGCGUGCCCUGUCUUUGCGCCCUGUGGCUAAGAGCCUAGCACCACCCGUCUUCACCCAACCUUCGGACAUGGGAACCACACCCGCGGUACCAGUCGGUCCUGUGCCGCGCGUCAGAUACGGAAUUCGCAGAACCAAUUCUCUCCCCGAGAGGCUCAACCAAAUCCAGUACAGAAGCCCCGGUGCCAUGAUGCCUUCCCAGGUUCCAGUUUCAGUUCUUACUGGCAAGACUGGCGAAGAAGUUGCGGAACAUGACGAUGAUCUCUCACGCGGUGCAGCUGUUAUUAUGCUGUUGAUCUCUACGGCCCUUGUGGCGACUUGUGCCGAAUUCAUGGUCGACGCUAUUGAUGAUGUUGUCGCGAACAGUGCUCUCAAAGAGACUUUCAUCGGUUUAAUCAUCCUUCCUAUCGUUGGUAACGCAGCGGAACAUGUUACAGCUGUCACGGUGGCUAUGAAGAAUAAGAUGGAUCUGGCAAUCGGUGUAGCUAUUGGCUCCUCGAUUCAAAUCGCUCUAUUCUUGACGCCCCUCGUGGUUAUCAUUGGUUGGAUCAUCGGUCAACCUAUGACGUUGUACUUCACCCUAUUCGAGACCGUUUGUUUGUUCGUUUCGGCCUUCAUCAUCAACUUUUUGAUUUUGGACGGACGAAGUAACUAUCUCGAAGGUGCUUUACUCUGCGCCACAUACGUCAUCAUCGCAGUUGUCGCCUUCUUUUACCCUGAAGGUGAUGCUGCUGGUACAUUAGGUGCCUAGUACGAUAUUCGAUUCUGAAGCAACAAUUUAUGUUUGCUGUCGCAUGAUGCGCUGUUUGGCUCUGGCAUAGUAACACAAUUUGUGGCUUAUUAUUGCUUUGGCAUUAUGCGGAUUUAUGGAUUUUGGAAGUGUUAUUUGACAUUACGAGAUGUGGAAAGUUGCGCGUAUGAAGAAUGAUUUAUGAUUCUUUUUGGUCCUGAUCUUCAGUUGACCACCGGCGAUUGAUUUAUCUUGAUUGCUUGGAUUUGAUUUCUCUUCUAUGAAAAUUACCUACAUAUACGAAGUAUUUUUGCAGGGAAAUAAGCUGAGCCAGCUAACUUGGCCGCUCUGAUUAGGACCACAAGGCGUGCGAACGCAAAUUGGUAUCUACCUUACAUAGUUCGCUAUCGCAGACUCAUUAGCUGAGCUGCUAAGUGAAUAAACAUACUCUCUUUUUGGA